UUGAAUUUGCAACAGUCCUCCUACCUCAGCUUCUUCGGCUAGAAUUACAGGCAGGAGACCCCACACCCAGCUUCAGCUCCCUGUCAAGAACAAAGGCUACCAUCAAGAAACAAUGAGUUUAAAACCAUUCACCUACCCAUUUCCAGAGACAAGGUUCCUUCAUGCAGGACCCAAUGUGUAUAAGUUCAAAAUCAGAUACGGCGACAGUAUCAGAGGAGAAGAAAUAGAGGACAAGGAAGUCAUCAUCCAGGAGCUGGAGGAUUCUAUCCGUGCAGUCUUGGCAAACAUGGACAACCUGCAGCCCUUUGUUACAGAACACUUCAUUGUAUUUCCCUAUAAGAGCAAGUGGGAGAGAGUUUCCCACCUGAAAUUUAAACAGGGAGAGAUCAUCUUGACCCCAUACCCAUUUGUUUUCACUCUGUAUGUAGAAAUGAAAUGGUUUACUGGAAAUCUGCCUUCAGGGAAACCAACAGAUGAUAGUCCUCUUGAGUUGGUCCUAGUUGAGAAGAAAGCAGAAGAAGCCACGGUGCGGAAACGAAGACUCAUGGAGGAGCCCAGCUCCUCUAGCAGGCCAGGACCACACAGGGCCAAGAUAGAGACUUCUAGUGAAGCCUUAAGCACUCAGAAGCCCCAGAAGGAAACCAAGAGGAACAGAGAAGGAGAAGCCCAGCAAGAAUAUCAGGAUACUCCAGCUUCUGAUGCCACUGAUGUUCAGGAACAGGAUUCUAAGUCGGGGCGCAGCCUGCCAGAGCUAGCUGUCCCUCCACUGCAGCAGAGCAACCCACCAACACCCAAAGGACCGGGAACCAGUGGCUUCUUUGGGUUUCUAAGCACUCUGCUUCCGUUCCGGUAUUUCUUCAGGAAGAGCUGGCAGUAAGCCUGCUAGGCACCACAGCACGGUGGUGUUGGUCGGUCGGAAAGAGGACUUUCUCUUGCAGUGGCUCCUGAGCUAUACCAAACAUCAUUUGCUUUAGUUUCUUCCUUUUUUUUUUUUCUUUUGUUUAUUUUUGAGACAAGUGUUACUGUUAAAUCACCUAGGCUGACUUCAGGUGCCCCAUCUUCCUGUCCUGGGCUCCUGGUCUGCAUCACCACACGCCAUCCUUUUCUUGUAAUUCCUAGGUUAUGGGGAAGAGGGCACCAGACUGAAUCCUCCUAUGAGUUUAUUCUAUUGUUUGCUUUUGUUUUUUUCCUAUUUAAAACACUAAGGAUGGGCUGGAGAGACGGUGGUUAAGAGUGCAUACUGCUAUUGCCGAGGACCUGAGUUUGGUGCUCAGUGCCCACAACAAGCAAUCCACAAUGCCCUCUAAGUCCACUCCCAUCAGAUCUGACCCCUCUUCUGGCCUCUGCAGGCACUUGCACACCCCUCCCCACUCCCAAAGUUAGAAAAACAAACCGGAACAACACUAAGGGACAGCAAGGUGGCUUGAUGGUAAAGUACCUGCAGCCAAACCUGAUGACCUGAGUUCAGCCUCCAUGUAUGCACCAUGGCUUGUACAUUCAUACAGAACAGAUGUAGUUUUAAUAAAAAUUAAAACACUAAGGAAAGAA
Molecule: messenger RNA, 1548 nt
Organism: Peromyscus leucopus (white-footed mouse)
Lineage: Eukaryota; Metazoa; Chordata; Mammalia; Rodentia; Cricetidae
Gene: Majin
Product: membrane anchored junction protein
Exons: 11
Coding region: 113-877 (254 amino acids)
Biological process (GO): meiotic attachment of telomere to nuclear envelope; homologous chromosome pairing at meiosis
Cellular component (GO): nuclear inner membrane
Molecular function (GO): DNA binding
Source: RefSeq, a predicted model, not a curated record